CGUUACGUAUCGACCCGGAAAUCGGCACAAACAACAGCUGAAGCUUUGGUUUCCUUGACACAUCGCUACAGCUUUAUCGACAAGGAUCACAGCGAGCAGAAUGGCCACAGACUGGUUGGGUAGUGUUGUGUCUAUAAACUGUGGGCUGACGUUGGGAGUUUAUCAGGGAGAGGUGUCAUCUGUUGAUCACACCAGCCAGACCAUCUCACUGCGACAGCCCUAUCACAACGGGAUCAGAUGUCCUGUUCCUGAGGUCACUUUCAGUGCCAUGGAUAUCAAGGAGCUGAAGUUCCUAGAUAUCCAGAACACAGUCAACAAGCCCAGCUCUGGCCAGGGAGCUGCAACAGAACCCAGCUUCAUACCACCAGGACGUCAUGGUCAGAGUAACAGCACCACUCACCCUCAUCUGACGAGCAGCAGCUCUCAUUCCAGCACUGCUCCAAUCACCAUCCUACGCAGAGCUCCUACAGGUUCAGUUAACAGCAGAGGGGCAACACAGGCAGCACCAAAGAAACCCAGUUUGAGGAAUGGAGGUGCUGGAGGCCCGAUGAGGCCAAAGGACGACGAAUGCUUCGGAGAUGGGACCGAUGAGGACCUGGACACGGACUUUGACUUUGAGGGAAAUCUGGCUCUGUUCGACAAAGCUGCCGUCUUCUCCCAGAUUGACGGGACCAACAGCAACAGCAGCAGGGCACAGCAUCACAGCAUGCCGAGCGAACAGAAACCCAUGUCCUACCGCCAUGAUGAGAAUAUUCUGCAAGUGAAACCCGUCAUAUACCGACAGAUAACAGUGCCGCAACAUGGGGGCAAAGACUACUGUACCGAUUCAGGCCUGGUGGUUCCCAGCGUGCCCUAUGAGCUUCAUAAGCGUCUACUAGCAGCUGCAGAGCGCUGGGGCCUGUCUCUAGAGCGCAGGUUGGAGACGAUAGGUGUUUGUUCCAGUCAAAUGGCUCUCACUCUGCUGGGUGGACCAAACAGACUCACCCCAAAAAAUGUCCACCAGAGGCCCACUGUGGUCCUUCUGUGUGGGCCACACAUCCAGGGAGCCCAGGGCAUCAGCUGUGGCAGACACAUGGCCAACCACGAAGUGGAGGUCAUCCUGUUCCUGCCCAACUUUCUCAAGAUGCAGGAGUCAGUCACCAGUGAGGUCAACCUUUACAGCAGGACCAGUGGCAAGCAGGUGGCCAGCGUCAAAGACCUGCCAGCUAGCCCCGUCGAUCUGGUCAUCAACUGCCUGGACUGCCACGAGAACCAACUGCUGAGGGAGCAGUCCUGGUACCAAUCAGCUGCUGACUGGGCCAACAAGAACCGGGCUCCAGUCCUAACUAUCGAUCCUGCGGUUGGCGAGCAGUGUCAGACUGUUGAGGCAAAGUGGACCCUGUCUUUGGGCCUUCCACUACCGUUAGCUGAGGCAGAGAGCAGGGUCUACCUCUGUGACAUUGGCAUCCCCAAGCUGGUCUUCCAGGAAGUUGGAAUCCGCUACCACUCACCCUUUGGAUGUAAAUUUGUUAUUCCUCUACACUCGGCAUAACAGAGAACCCACUUACAUUGCAAAUAGUUAGAAAUGGACAGUAGGAGGGAAUGGUCUGCUUUUCCAUUGGGGAAAAUGUAUCAUUGUGUAUGUGUGUGUGGCAAUAGCUGAAGAGUAGCUAUGUGUACAUGACCGAACCAAUAUUCAUCCAUCAUUACAUACAAUUUCAUGGCACGUCUGAAAGUGUAUGGUGCAGGUUUUUCCUCUAACCCGCCGGAAACUGGGAAGCUGGGAUUGCCGUGUGUUGCGUGCGACACCUCUUGUUUUUGAGAGGGAAAGGUUUCCUGUUCUUUGGUGUGUUUUGAUAAGGGCUCUGUGACUAUGUGAAUAUGUUUACAAAAUGCUGACCACUGUGAGUCUAUCUAUAACCUCUGACCCCGCGACCAGUCAGAGCAGCAGAGACACAGAUCCUGUUUCCUCCUUUAGAUUGCAUGUGGAGUCUGAUCCUGGCUCCGUGACCCCGGAGCAGAGCUCAGCAUAAAGCUGUCUGCCAGCCUAAAUCUGCCAUUCAUUCAUAUCUGCCACCGCUGAUGUCCAUGUCCAUUGUCUUUCAAUUUUCUUUUUUACUUACUUACCUUGGUAUGUUUUUGUUUGGUUAUGGUUGCAGCAUGUUUCACUGAAAAGGUGAUAUACAGAAUAUUUGUAUUUAUUUUUAGAAUACAUCUCAGGAAUAAUGAAUGAAAAAUGAAAAGACUUCAUAUUUGCAUUGACAUUACAUUUGAUAGCACUCUUUCUGCACUGUUGGGUGUCUUGAGUUUAUAAUCACCAACACUGAAAAUGAAAAGUGGUAGCGGACUCCCUGGAGGAUUAAUUUUUUUUGUAUUUUAAGUCUUGGAGAUUAGACAGGGAUUUGAAGCACACAUUCCAAGGACCAAAAACAUCUUGGGCCAGGUUUAUCACGAGGGAUUAUAUCUAGUUACUGUAGGAGUAGUUCAACGCAAUUAGUACUAUUAUUAAACAGUUUCCAUUUGACACAGAUUUAGCCACCUUCAGUGAAAUAACCACUCCAACAAACUUUCUCUUUUUGUCAGCAUAUAGAUCAUCUGUUAAAACCUCAGAUCAGCAAAAUGUCAAAUUUAGAAGAACAAAGAAAACAGCCUUAUUUUCAGACUGGCAGCUAUGCACUUGGACACAGGUCGUGUUUUUAAGACCUCUUUAAGUCCUUGAACUUGUCAUGAACUUAUUUUCUGACUGUGUACAAUACAGUACUUGAGGUAAAAACAUGAGAAUAAAAAAACUGUAGUCAUAAGUUAUAUAUGGCAGAGGGUUCUCACUUAACCAAUUUCUACAGUUUGGAUUUAUUGAAUCCUUUAAUGCACUCCACCAAACAGCAGUCUCUCAACACAUUUUUUGCUAAUGUGUGAUGGUGGGGUGAUUUUUUUUUUU
Messenger RNA from Dicentrarchus labrax (European seabass), 2917 nucleotides. RefSeq names its product enhancer of mRNA-decapping protein 3. Gene Ontology annotation, cellular component: P-body. The record is from RefSeq and is a predicted model, not a curated record. Gene Ontology annotation, biological process: P-body assembly; deadenylation-independent decapping of nuclear-transcribed mRNA. Bases 101 to 1531 code for a protein of 476 amino acids. The transcript is spliced from 7 exons. NCBI's taxonomy places the organism in Eukaryota, Metazoa, Chordata, Actinopteri, Moronidae. Gene Ontology annotation, molecular function: mRNA binding.